AGCGUGAGAAUGCCACUUUAUUAUGUUCCAACUUGUUUUCCGUUUCGUCAUUUUAUUUUAACAACAAAUAUUACAUUUGCGCCAUGUUUCCUGCUUGUUUUUCGGCUUUCGCUUAUUAAAUGUGGCGUGCACGUGUUGGUAAACUGAGGCACACAGACGCGGCCACUCACACUCGCGCAGACACGACAGUCGCCACACCAACACACGCGCAGCUUGGAGUCGCACAGACACGCUCGGCAGACAAUGUGAUUCCGCCAUUAAUAUUAACGUUAAAGGAGCAACAACAAAACGCUCAUCAAACAUGCGGCGUUUAGUAGGCGCACACACACAUACACAGGCACACACACACACACACUCUACACACACGCUUAUAAAAAGGACAAAUGCCUUCUUGCUUGUGUGUGUGAGAGUGAGCGAGCGCGCUGUCGGCCAUUUCCUUUCGUCUUUCGCCUCUUUCCGGUGCGUUGAAUGUUUCGCUUUCCGUUUUCGUUCGCUGCUUGUUUUUUCUUUUUCCACUUUUUUUUGGUGUCUUUCAGUUGGCGUCGAGCGUUUCCUUAAGGCAAACGCAGCUUUGAUUUUCCUUCCGCGUGUGCUGCUCCGCAAAAGGAAAUAUAUUUCAAAAAUAUUUGAAUAUACGCGCGUGUGUUUUCCGAUCACUGAUAUUCGGUGAUAAUGGCUUUGGUGGCCCAUCGAAUGAUGUUGCCUGCGCGGCAUCGACGCAACACCACCCAGCAGGUGGCCCGCAACAAGGUGGGCGUGCUGCUGGUGCCCAGUGUGGCGGAUUACUACGGCGCGGAGAUGGCACCCGGCGUGGCCACGCCUCUGCCCACUCCGGCCGCCUCCCAGCUGCACCUGCCACAGGAUGCGGCAGAAGCAUCGGGCGAUGGCAGCGGCUCAAAAGUGAGUGCAACAAGUCGGUGCAACGACACACAUUCGAUUGGCUGUGCAUGGGAAUGGAAGGAAUUUCCACCGGGGAUUUCCACCAAAAUAACAGCUUCGUUUUCUUGUUUUUCCAUCUCCUACGGUUUAUGUUUUCGCCUUUUUUUUUUUGGCUCCGACUGGCGCCAGCUUUAUUUGGUCAAAUGUGUGUUGUGCGAUUUUGGGGCAUAGUUGUGUUGUUCUUGGUCAUGGUUGGUAUUAGAAAAAAAAAAACACUUUUACUUAAUCAAGUAUACGACAUGUGGCCGUCAGGCCAUAAGGAAUAUUAAAGUGGGCCACAUAUGUACAUAAGUUUGAAAGAUGAAUGAUAGUUGGAAACGGAAAAACCAUGUUCUUUUAAGGCGAACCAAUUUUUUUUAAACAAUUAUUAAAUAACUGUGAUAACAACUGAAUAGCAAUAUACUUUAUGAAUGUUCGUCGCCUUAAAAAGAUAAAAAUCUGCUAAAGCAAAAGUGGUUAAUUGAUUCUACAGUGUAUUUACUGCUUAUAUGCCAACGAACCAAUUAAAACCCAAUUGUUUCUGAUUGAAAUCCCAGUAUUUGAUUAAAAGUUCCGAAGUGCGUGACGAUAAAUUGUUUUUUUACGCCUCAUGGCCUGCUCCGUAAAUCGAAUUUUUAAUCCUUGGCGGCACUGUCGAUGUCCUUAAUUGAAUGGGGUGUGCUCCGUGGCUUUGGGCUGGCUUUGUUUUGGUGCUCGGACGCAAUGGCACCUUCCAUUAUUCCGAUGUUACCACGCGUGAUGAACUUGUCGCCGACCACCACUGCACAGUAGUCCAUAAUUUAUUUAGCCCAAAGGUUGUUCGCGGGGGUGGUGGCACUGACACCGGCUAAAUUAAUCAAUAAUUUCAGCUCUAAUGCAUGGCCUUGACAUGGCAUAAAUAGAAACAACCUGCUUAAAUUAGCCAUGUUCGUUAGCCAUUUAGCCUGCAGAAACAACGGAUUAAAAUAUUAAGUAAACUGAAGUUUGUCGACUUAAGCUGUUUGUUUGUUUUUCCACAAAAGUUAGAUUGUUGAAUUGUAGAGCAAUCAUUUUUAUGAUAUAUAGGUAUUUAUAUAGCCGUGGAUGCCUUUAAGAUUUAACAUUUUCUUUUAUAAAAAAGCUUUAAGUCAACUUAGCACUUCUUGAUUCUUUUACUCAAAAGGGAAUAAAAUCCCUUACAAACAGAGCCUAUCCCAACAAUAACAAUACUGAUGAGAAAGGAAACUCACCACAAUGAAGACAUGAACCUAAAAAGCUUUUGCAGUUAGCUUUAAAGGACCAACAGCAAGCUACUAGCAAAAGCUUUUUAGAAAGCACCUUAAUUUCCAUGGCUUCCUACCUCAAUAAUAGAACCUUGAGUUUCCAAAAGCACUCCGUGGUUAUUCGAUACUGACCAGCUUGCACUGACCAACUUGUUGAUGCCUCGACAGAACGUGCAUUUGUUUAUGUUUAUUGCGUUUGGUUUACCGUCAUUUAUUUAUUAUGACUGAGAAUUAUAUGUAUAAAUUCGAGCAAUGCCCUGAAGUAGUAGAAAUCCGCUGGCAGUUUAUUUCAUUUGGAGCCAUCGGCAGAGUUGGUUUACACUCUACUUCUCCUUUUCCGCGAUGUCUUCCUAUUCGAGAAAGGAUUUCGAGCCAGCUGCCUAUGU
Drosophila simulans is the source of this 2566-nucleotide messenger RNA. RefSeq lists its product as uncharacterized. NCBI's taxonomy places the organism in Eukaryota, Metazoa, Arthropoda, Insecta, Diptera, Drosophilidae. The record is from RefSeq and is a predicted model, not a curated record.